This is a messenger RNA of Ascoidea rubescens DSM 1968, 4812 nucleotides long. RefSeq names its product Arf family guanine nucleotide exchange factor GEA2 (gene GEA2). Bases 1 to 4812 code for a protein of 1603 amino acids. NCBI's taxonomy places the organism in Eukaryota, Fungi, Ascomycota, Saccharomycetes, Ascoideales, Ascoideaceae. Gene Ontology annotation, molecular function: guanyl-nucleotide exchange factor activity. Gene Ontology annotation, biological process: regulation of ARF protein signal transduction. The transcript is spliced from 6 exons. The record is from RefSeq and is a predicted model, not a curated record.
AUGUUCCAAUCUUCCCAAUCUCCCAUCUCUUCCGAACAUCCAAAGCUAAGUGUAAUACCUGAUGAAAAUUUUUUGUUAUCCUCGCCAUUGGAAAAUAACACUAUAAUCGAUCCAAACAACAUCCAGCAAAAUGUUUCCAAUUUUAAUCACAAUUUCCAAUUUGAUUAUAAAAAUAACACCAAUAAUGAUGAUAACUAUAAUGUUUAUAGUAAUUUGCUCUCAAUUGACCCCAUAACAAUUGUCAUCACUGAAUGCAUGCGUAUUUCUUCAGAAAUGAGAAAACAAUCAAGAUUCUCGCAAACCAGUGUAGCUGCUAUCCUUGGAACAUCUUCAAUUACAACUGAUAACUCAAUCAAUUUUUCCAAUAACAACAACAUUAAUACCAACAUCAAUACCAAUUCUAAUACUGCCACAAAUUUUCAAACAAACAACCCUUUAUUAUCUGGUUUUCUUCAAUUAAGAUCAAUGCUACUAAACAUCUCUUCAAUUAAUCAAGUAGAUCCCUUGACUUUAUUACAACCUUUUUUACUCCUAAUAAAAUCUCCUACAACAUCUGCUCAUAUAACUUUGCUUGCUUUGAACUCCUUAUCUAAAUUUAUCAAUUAUAACAUAAUAUCAAUUAAUAACAUUUUGAUUAAUAACGACAUCAACAUAAUCUCAGAAAUCUUAUCCUCUUUAACUCACUGCAAAUUUGAAGCAAAUGACCAAACUUUCGAUGACACUGUUUUAUUAAAAGUCUUGAAUUUAUUGCAAAUCAUUCUAUCUCAAAUUUUUAACAUCAACCACUUCAAUUUAAACUUUCAAAAAUUUUCAAAUGGUUUAAUCUUAGAAAUCAUCCAAACUUGUCUAAAUUUAGCUUGUAAUAAAAGAAGAAAUGAAAUAUUAAGAAAAAAUUCGGAACAGUUAAUCUUUGAUUUGAAUUUCAAACUACUACAAUUUCUUAAAUUUAAAACAAUCGAUUCUUUAAAUUUUUUCCAAUUAAACUCAAAUUCAAAUUCAUAUCCAAAUUCAAAUUCAAAUUCAAAUGACUUGUCUUUGUUAACUAAAAAUCUCAACAACUUAUAUAUAGAUGAUAUCAAUUCAAAUGUCCUAAAUAAUGAUGAACUAUAUGACACACCUCUAAACUAUUUAUGCGUCAAAGAUUAUUUAUCCAUUUUAAUCUCUAUUCUAUCUCCCCAAAACAGAUAUUACCACACUGAAUCAACCAAAAUCUUGGCUAUUAAUAUCAUAAAUUUUUCUUUAGAAACUUUUGGUAAUUUUUUCAUCUUUUAUAAAAAUACUCUAUUUCAAUUGUUGAGAAAUCCUUUAUCUAAAAAUCUUUUAAUGAUAAUCUUAAACCCAGAAAGCACCCUACCAAUCUUAUCCUCCGCAUUAAACUGCUUUAUAAAUCUUAUAAUUAUUCUCGGUGAUCAUUUAAAUUCUCAAAUCGAAUUUGCUUUAGAAAACAUUCUCAAAUCAAUUGUACCCGAAAAUCUUGAAUCAUCAAGAUCAAAUACUCCAAGUCAAAUUGCUAACAUCAAAUUUAAUAAAGCCGCUUUCAAUUCUAGAUUGCCAAUAUCAAAAGAAUUGAUAAUAGAAUCUAUAAGUCUAUUAUGGAUAAGAUCUCAUUUUUUUUUCUUAAAUUUAUUCAUCAAAUACGAUUGUAAAAAAAUUUCUUCUGUCAACUUAUCCUACAAUCUACUAAUGUUUUUAAAUUCCCUAAGUUUUUCAAAUUCUUCUAUUUUCACAACUAACUCAGUUCCCCCAAUAUGUCUUGAUGGAUUGUGUAAAUAUAUUGAGGGCAUAGGUAUAAGAAUCAAAUAUUUAAAGUCAAAUAAUAUAAAAUUUCAAGAUUUUUCAAAUGGAAAUUUCAAAGUUGACAAAAAUUCCCCUUCCUAUAAAACUUCAAACAAUUUACUACACACAAAAUCACUAAAAGACGAAUUUUUAAAUUGUAUUAAAAUAUUCAACACUAAAGGUAUUAAAAAGGGAUUACCUUUGCUAGAAGAAAAAAGGAUUUUUUUUCACCCCAAUGAUUCUACUGAAGUUCGAAAUAAAAAAAUUGCUAGAUUUUUCUAUUUAAAUUCAAAUUAUAUUGAUAAAAAGAGCAUUGGUGAUUAUAUUUCUAAAAGGCAAAACACUGGCAUAUUAAGAGAAUUUUUAUUUAUGUUUGAUUUCACCGGUUUAAGAGUUGAUGAAGGUUUAAGAAUUAUCUUAAGAAAAUUCAGACUACCUGGUGAAUCCCAGCAAAUAGAAAAGAUUGUUGAACAAUUUGCAGAAAAAUAUGUUCAAGACCAAAAUCAUCAACAAAUUAAUGAGAAAUCAUCAGAUGAAAAGAACCAAGAAACCAAACCUGUUUCUGAUGAAAUAGUCACUCCAAACAGUGAUACCGUAUUUGUGUUAAGUUAUGCAAUUAUUUUAUUGAAUACCGAUUUACAUUCUCCAAAAGUCAAAGAACAUAUGACCCUUCUCCAAUUUAAAAGAAAUCUUAGAGGCACUUAUAAUGGCGGAGACUUCCCAGAAUGGUAUUUGGAAGCUAUUUACAAUGACAUUCAAUCUGAAGAAAUUAUAUUGCCCGAAGAACAUGUUGGAAGCAGUAAAUGGUUUGACGCUUCAUGGGCAGAAUUGAUGAAUAGCGCUAAAUAUGAUGAAGACGAAUUUUAUUUAAAUGAGUAUCUAAUUGAAGAGGACGACAACAAUAACUUUCCUUUACUUAUUCAGUUUGAUAAAUUAUUAUUUGAAUCUGUUUGUGAAAAUUUAAUCAAUACAUUUGUUACAAUUUUCAAAGAAGCUCAUGAUGACCAAGUAAUAAAUAAAAUGAUGGCUAUGAUUGACAAGUGUGCCACAAUAGCCAAUUAUUUUGGAUUGUAUCAUGUGGUGGAUAAUAUACUACUUGCUCUUGGCGAUUUAACAUUGUUGAUAGAUAUUAAUGAUGAUGAUUUGGACCAGAGUUCUCCCUCAAAUGAGAAGAAUAAGAGAAAAAAAAUUGAUGUGAUUACGGUUAGCGAUAUUGCCGUAUCGUUUGGAAAGAAUUACAAGGCUCAAUUAUCUACUGUUGUGCUUUUUAGAAUUUUGAAAUCUUGUAACUAUAAUAGUUUAGUUCAUUCAUGGAAGUGUUUUUUAAAAAUUUUGUUAAAAUUGUUUCAGUAUUCUCUUAUCAAUCCAAAUAAAAUAUUUCCCAGAUUUCAAAGAAGUUUGGGUUUAAAUCAGUUACCAUCAGCAAAACCACAAUACCUAAUAAAGAAAUCCUUGAAUAAACUGGAACCUGAUCUUGGUAAAGAUAUCAGUUUGUUUGGUACCAUUUCAUCUAUCUUGAGAGGUUAUUCAGACGAACCGCCUGAACCCACAAAUGAAGAAAUAGAUUUAACAUUAUCAACAAUGGAUUGUAUUAAUUCAAGUAAUAUUAAUUUAAUUAUUAGUAAUAUACUUAAGUUAGACAAAGAAAAUUUAAAUCAAUUUAUAAAAACAUUUUUUGUACUAAUUCCAAACUUUUCAAAAAAAAAUGAAAGAUACUAUGAAAGUGAAGUAUUAUUUAUAAUCGAACUAAGUGUUUGUUUUUGUUUGUUACAGGAAAAAAUCAAUAAAGAUGUAUUGUUAUUAAUUGUUGAAAAAAUUGAUGAGAUUUUUAAAACCAAUGAAAAUAAUGAAAAGACUAUUCUUAGCCAGUCUUCCCUAUUGAGAUUGUUGACUUAUCAAUGUAUAUUAUAUAAUAACUCUAAUGGUUUUACAACAGAAUUUAUUCCUUACUUGAAAAGCUCUUUAGAAAAACUAUCCGAUGUGGAUUCAGAGAUUCUUAAAAGUGAGGGAUAUCAGAUUUUGAAACCACUAAAAUCACUAAUCUUUACUUUAUCAAAGUCGAAUUUGAGUCAAGUCAAAAGUGAAGAACAGGAAUUAUUUUUAGGUGCUUUGAUAAAUAAUGAAAAUUAUUGGAGAGUUUUGAGAACGUUUGCAUCUUCCAUAAAAUAUGUCAAGAAUAUUUACAAAUUUACAGAAGAAUUGUUUAAAAAUUAUAAUGAUUGUAUUUUACCAGAUAAUUUUAUUUUUCUCUUAGGUUUAUUAGACGAAAUCUCGUCAAAGGGAUCUCUAGGAGCCAAAUACGAACAAGAUUAUGAGGUUGCAGUUUUAAAUAAUCCUAAAAAUGUUCCAGAAAAUAAAAAUCCCUAUGAAGAAGUAAUCAACAUCUCUAUUCAGUCAAUUGAACUAACGGUUUCGUUAUCAACAUAUAUCAAGAGAGAUGUGUUUGUGAAAUUUCAGGAAGACACUCGGUUCUGUUUAUGGUAUUCGAUAAUUCAAGCAGUUUCUCACCAAGCGGAAAAUCCUUGCAGAAAAAUUAGAAAUUUUGGUAUUAAUACGUUAUCAAAUAUUCUACUUUCAUUGGAUAUUAGAGAUAAAAAAUUCAUAACUUCUUUGGGUAUUUUUAACUUUAUACUAUUUAAAUGGUGUAACGAUCUUAUCAAGCCCGAAAUUUCGUUAAUGGAUUUGACUGGGUUCAAUAAAUCCAAAUUGGAUCUGAUAUCAUUGAUUUGCAAGGUAUUUCUUAAGCACUUUAAUGAGGGUGUAAUUGAUGACACUACACCGUUAAACAAAAAAGAAGAGUCUGGUGAAAGUCAGACAGAAUUGCGGUGCAUAUGGUUUGGAAUAUUAGAUAUAUUUGAAAAAUUACAUAGCAAUAAACACAAUAUCAAUAGAAAGCCAAAAAAUCGAAUCAUUAGAGAAGCUUCCGUGGAAUUGUUAAGAAAUUUGCUUCUUGUAAUGGAUAUUAAAGAUAACGAUUAUUCUUGGAAAAAGAUAGACUCGAUGUUUUCUGGUUUAAAGGAAGAUUUUUAUAGGUAA